AUGUAUUCUUUGCUGAGAAAACGAGUCGCGCAAGUAUUGUGGCAAUCGUCACCCACCAACAUCCGAACGAUGGCUACGCAAACCCCGGCACGUAUUGCCGUUGCGCAAAUGCGCUCCACCAACGAUAAGCAACACAACUUUGCCCAGAUCCAAACCAUCACCGAACGGGCAAAGGCCAACGAUGUGCAGUUUAUCUUCUUUCCAGAGUGCUGCGAUUACGUUGGAACCCAUCGGGACGAAACGCUGAAACUGUCGGAACCUCUUACGGGCCCGACGGUACAACGGUACCGAGCGCUGGCACGGGAACAAAACGUAUGGCUUUCGUUCGGUGGCGUGCACGAAAGCAUCAUCGAGGAAACGGAAUCGGGACAGCAGGUGAAGAAUAUCUACAACACUCACAUACUGAUCAACAAUGUCGGCGAGCUGGUGGCAAGCUAUCGCAAGCUGCACAUGUUCAACGUGAUUACACCGGAAUUUAAAUUCCGUGAGUCGGAAACAGUCCGAUCGGGUCCGGCAUUGAUACCGCCGGUUGACACACCCAUCGGACGGAUAGGUUUGCAGAUUUGCUAUGAUAUGCGUUUUGCCGAAGCGAGCACGCUUUUGCGGAAACAAGGUGCCGAAAUCCUCACCUAUCCUUCAGCCUUCGCUGUGUCGACCGGACGAGCUCACUGGGAGGUACUGCUGCGGGCAAGGGCGAUCGAAAACCAAUGCUUCGUAAUUGCCGCCGCUCAAAUUGGAUUCCACAACAAGAAGCGAGAGAGCUAUGGCCACGCAAUGGUAGUUAAUCCAUGGGGAACCAUCCUAGGAGAAGCCAACGAUCAGGAUCUGGAUGUCGUCGUUGCGGAGUUGGACUUUGCCAAGCUGCAAAGUGUGCGCGCCAAUAUGCCAUGUUUCGAGCACCGGAGGGACGAUGUUUACAACCUUUCGACGCGAGCAGGCCUUCCGUACGCCAGUGGUGCUACAGCUAAAGAAAAUUUCUCGUUCGGAGGUAUAGAAAUUCCUCCUGAAACGAUAUUCUACGUAUCGGAACACUGUUUCGCUUUCACCAACAUUCGCUGUGUUGUGCCCGGACAUGUUCUAGUUUCAACGAAACGUGUCGCCGCUCGGCUGCCGGAUCUCAGCCCGGCGGAAAUAAACGAUUUCUUCCAGACCGUAUGCAAGGUGGAAAAGGUGGCAGAGCGGCUGUACGAUGCCACUUCGUCCACCGUGACGGUACAGGACGGCCCGGACGCGGGACAGACCGUUUUCCACGUGCACUGUCAUGUGAUGCCGCGCCAUGUUGGGGACUUUCCCGAGAAUGAUCAAAUCUAUGGUGAGUUGAACCGACACGAUAAGGAACCGGAACGGCCGCGACGACCCGUCGCAGAAAUGGCUGCAGAAGCAAUCCGCUUUCGGGAGGAAAUGUCACGAUUGGGAUUGUGAGUGUGAUAAACUGUGCAAGGUGGUAUGAUUUUCCAAUAAAACGGGACACAAAUUAGGCUUAAGCGAUGCA
Anopheles merus is the source of this 1492-nucleotide messenger RNA. It is a transcript of the gene NitFhit, whose product is annotated as nitrilase and fragile histidine triad fusion protein NitFhit. The transcript is spliced from 4 exons. Gene Ontology annotation, biological process: nucleobase-containing compound metabolic process. Gene Ontology annotation, molecular function: hydrolase activity, acting on carbon-nitrogen (but not peptide) bonds, in linear amides; bis(5'-adenosyl)-triphosphatase activity. NCBI's taxonomy places the organism in Eukaryota, Metazoa, Arthropoda, Insecta, Diptera, Culicidae. The coding region runs from base 1 to 1422 and encodes 473 amino acids. The record is from RefSeq and is a predicted model, not a curated record.